Messenger RNA from Dibothriocephalus latus, 294 nucleotides. Lineage: Eukaryota; Metazoa; Platyhelminthes; Cestoda; Diphyllobothriidea; Diphyllobothriidae. The record is from the annotation of a GenBank genome assembly.
AUGGGAUCGAUUGAGUUUUUGUUUGCAUACUGUGUGAGCACCGUUGGCUGCGCGGUGUCAGAGAAAAAAGACAACGAGAAAGCCUUUACACUAGGUGUGGGUGAACGAUCGGCAAGAUCUUUUGAUAUUUCUAAUGGCUCCGGCACGAAGCGACAUCGUCAGCCUACCAGCGAGACGGGCAGUGGACUUCCAAGGUCAUCGGAGGAAUUGUCCAAUGAGCGAUCGUCCAGCAGUGCUGCUGCUGCUUCUGUCAUCCGUUGCCCGAACUCAAACGAGAUAUUUCUGUAUCCAUGA